Molecule: messenger RNA, 4204 nt
Organism: Achroia grisella
Lineage: Eukaryota; Metazoa; Arthropoda; Insecta; Lepidoptera; Pyralidae
Gene: Cht7
Product: probable chitinase 10
Exons: 19
Biological process (GO): carbohydrate metabolic process; chitin catabolic process
Cellular component (GO): extracellular region
Molecular function (GO): hydrolase activity, hydrolyzing O-glycosyl compounds; chitin binding
Source: RefSeq, a predicted model, not a curated record
UCUAUCGAUUAAGGCAGACGAUAGGACAGUGAUUUGUCGAUUUUAUAUUUCGAAAAAAAAACUAGUCGAUAAAAGUUCAUAUUUGGAAGGUGCUAUUUUUAUGGAUGUUUUUUUUCCGUUGUCGUGAUAUUUUUGUGGCCGACUGUACUGCAAGUGCUGCACUAUUGUGCGAGUUAAGUGUAUCGGAAUAUCGGAAUUUAUUUUUGGAAGUGUACAUAUUGCGUGAGAAAUUAAAAAAUGUUACCACCAAGAUUGCUGCGGUGGACAGUCACCGUUGCACUGAUAUUAGCAGUUAUUGCUCCCACAUCAGACUCUACAUCUGUCCGCAGAAGAUUGAGGAAACCAACCAAAGUAUCCACAUCAGUGACAUCCAGCGUAUCCAGAUCCACAGAUCAACUGAUAUCUGCUAGUGUGAACAGGCCAAAGAUCCGUGGUCGGCCCACUAUUGCGAGUAGAAAAUCAUCAGCUGCUAUUGAUAAUUCCGUUGCCACUGAUGACCACAGAGAUAAAGAUGGUUACAAGAUCGUAUGUUACUACACGAACUGGUCUCAGUAUAGGACGAAAAUCGGCAAAUUCCUACCUGAAGACAUAUCGCCUGAUCUGUGCACGCACAUCAUCUUUGCUUUCGGCUGGCUCAAGAAGGGGAAACUCAGUUCUUUCGAGUCCAACGACGAGACGAAAGAUGGAAAAACUGGUCUCUACGAUAGGAUCAAUCAACUGAAAAAGGCUAAUCCUAAACUGAAGACUCUGCUGGCUAUUGGUGGCUGGUCUUUCGGCACGCAGAAGUUCAAGGAGAUGUCAGCUUCACGAUAUGCUCGGCAGACCUUCAUCUACUCUGCCAUCCCGUACCUUCGCGACAGGAACUUCGAUGGACUCGACGUGGACUGGGAGUACCCUAAAGGUGGUGAUGAUAAGAAGAACUACGUGCUGUUACUCAAAGAACUUCGUGAGGCUUUCGAGGCUGAAGCUCAAGAAGUGAAGAAACCUCGCCUGCUGCUGACAGCUGCUGUACCUGUUGGUCCUGACAAUAUCAAGAGUGGUUAUGACGUGCCAGCUGUCGCCAGUUACCUGGACUUUAUCAACCUCAUGGCCUACGAUUUCCAUGGCAAAUGGGAGAGGGAGACCGGCCACAAUGCACCCCUGUACGCACCCUCCUCGGACUCCGAGUGGAGAAAACAACUCUCCGUCGACCAUGCUGCACAUUUGUGGGUGAAACUUGGCGCUCCCAAAGAGAAACUUAUUAUUGGCAUGCCAACAUACGGCCGUACCUUCACCCUGUCUAAUCCCAACAACUUCAAAGUGAAUUCCCCGGCGAGCGGGGGAGGGAAAGCCGGUGAAUACACAAAGGAGGGUGGCUUCCUAGCUUAUUACGAGGUAAUUUUAAUUUGAAAAUAUUAUGUGAAGGAUCAACAACAGACAGUAAGUAAUUCGGCCGCCUCUUUUUUACAAGACAAGUGGGUUGGUUUCGACGACGAAAAAUCUAUUAGGAAUAAAAUGAGAUGGGUCAAGGACAAUGGAUUCGGUGGAGCCAUGGUGUGGACGGUAGACAUGGACGACUUCAGCGGCAGCGUCUGUGGAGGUGAUGUGAAGUACCCACUCAUUGGAGCUAUGCGAGAGGAACUCCGCGGCAUUUCACGAGGCAAAGACGCAAAGGACGUGGACUGGUCCGAAGUAGCAUCCAGCGCAGUCAUUGAAGUCACCGAGAAACCUCAACCGAUCAAGAUCAGCCUUUCGGACGUGCUUAGCAAAGUGAAGAAACCUACCAAGAACGUCAUCAUCAGGAAUAAUAACGCUGCUGCACUUCUUGAUAAGAACAAGCGCGAGCCUCAAGUCCUUUGCUACUUGACGUCGUGGUCUUCGAAGAGACCCAGCGCCGGUCGGUUCACACCAGAAAACGUGGACCCAACUCUAUGUACCCACGUGAUCUACGCAUUCGCAACACUCAAAGACCACAAACUGACCGAAAGCGACGAAAAGGAUGCCGAUAUGUACGAUAAAGUUGUGGCUUUGAGAGAAAAAAACCCGAAUUUGAAGAUCCUGCUAGCUAUCGGCGGAUGGGCGUUUGGCUCCACGCCUUUCAAGGAGCUUACCUCCAACGUGUUCAGAAUGAAUCAGUUCGUUUAUGAAGCCAUCGAGUUCCUCAGGGACUACCAAUUUAACGGUCUCGACGUGGAUUGGGAGUACCCCAGAGGAGCUGACGACCGAGCAGCCUAUGUUUCACUCCUGAAAGAACUGCGUCUGGCCUUCGAAGGUGAAGCCAAGUCAUCCGGCCAGCCGAGGUUGCUCCUAACUGCUGCUGUACCAGCAUCCUUUGAAGCCAUAGCAGCUGGUUAUGAUGUGCCCGAGAUAUCUAAAUAUUUGGACUUCAUCAACGUGAUGACAUAUGAUUUCCACGGACAAUGGGAGCGGCAGGUCGGCCACAAUAGUCCUCUCUUCCCGCUCGAAAGUGCCACCAGCUACCAGAAGAAACUCACAGUGGAUUACUCUGCUCGAGAGUGGGUCCGCCAAGGUGCUCCUAAGGAGAAGCUGAUGAUCGGUAUGCCAACGUACGGCAGAUCUUUCACGCUCAUCAACGAUACGCAAUUCGACAUCGGAGCACCGGCUUCUGGUGGUGGUCAAGCUGGUAGAUUCACUAACGAGGCUGGCUUUAUGUCGUACUAUGAAAUCUGCGAAUUCUUGAGGGAAGACAACACUACGCUGGUAUGGGAUAAUGAGCAAAUGGUGCCAUUCGCGUACAGAGAGGACCAGUGGGUUGGAUUCGAUGAUGAGAGAUCACUUAAAACUAAGAUGGCGUGGCUCAAAGAAGAAGGAUUCGGUGGUAUCAUGGUGUGGUCAAUCGAUAUGGAUGACUUCAGAGGUUCAUGUGGCACUGGGAAAUAUCCAUUGAUUACGGCAAUGAAGCAGGAACUCUCCGGAUACAAAGUUAAAUUAGAAUUUGAUGGACCCUACGAAUCCUCAGGCUCCAGUGGUCAAUACACUACAAAAGAUCCUAACGAAGUGACUUGCGAAGAAGAAGAUGGCCAUAUUUCCUAUCAUCCAGACAAGGCUGACUGCACCAUGUACUACAUGUGUGAAGGAGAGAGAAAACACCAUAUGCCUUGUCCUUCUAAUCUUGUUUUCAACCCUAACGAGAAUGUUUGUGAUUGGCCAGAAAAUGUGGAAGGAUGUACUCAUCACACUCAAGCUCCCGCAGCGAGACGAUAAGAGUAAAGUAUUUUAUCAUAUAUAAUUAUGACAGCUAUUCAUAUAUGUUAACUUGCAUAUACAGUUACAGAAGUUUAUCUGAUAACAUUUGAUAACAUAUGGGUUUAUAAUUUAAUUUUGCUCUGAAAAAAAUAUAUAAAAUUGAUAUCUUUAUAAUAAAUAUUGAGAGGUUGUUUAUUUAGAUGAUCUUAUUUUACACUUAUUGUAAACGAUUGAAAAGAUUUAUGUAAACUUGAAUAAAAUAUUUUGUACAUUGUUUUUAAUAAUUCUACAUGCAUGUAGAUAAAGAUGUCAUUUUAAUGUAUAAUAGGUUGAUUUAUAAAAAUCAAUUUAAUACAAUUCAAUCCACCAAUAUUUAUGUAUGUAUUGACGAGACAUUUUCAUAUAAAAUAGUUUAUUUAUUGGCGUUCGUUGGCUUGUCUCGAAUAGCAGACGGGAUUAGUGUGAUAUAAUGUAAAUUUUUUUUAACAUUAUUCUUGAACAAUGUAGGUAUACAUCUACAGUUAAAUUAUAUUUUGUAACAUUAAUAGAUUGUUCUCUCCCAAACUUACACAAUAUAAUUGUAAUUUUACACGUCAUAUUUAAUAAUAACAAAUAUACUAGGUAUAUAUAUAUAAUAAGCAAUAUAAGUAAAAAGACAGUUUUUCAAUUUUACAAUUAUAAAAACUGUAACAGUAAAUAGAGCUAUUAAUUACAUUUAAAUGCAAUGAAAUUGUAUACUAAUUUCUUAAUAAGUAUUGUGUAUUUUUGAGAUAGAUUAUAUAGUUGUAAUAUUUAGUUUUUAAGUAGUAAUAAAGCUUUUUUUAUUUUAAUAUCAAAUACUCAAAUCAGCUAAAUCACUGCCUUUUCAUGCUGCCAAUUAUGGUUAUGUACGAAUUUAAAUAAUAUUUGGAAUUGUAACAAAAAGAGAUGUGACAUUAUUUUGUAUAUUUAAGUUUGUAAAUAUUGUAUUUAGAUACAGAAAGACGUAAGAGUAUUAUUAAAGAUUUUUUAAACAUAA